Penicillium daleae is the source of this 1497-nucleotide messenger RNA. RefSeq lists its product as uncharacterized. The record is from RefSeq and is a predicted model, not a curated record. The coding region runs from base 1 to 1497 and encodes 498 amino acids. Lineage: Eukaryota; Fungi; Ascomycota; Eurotiomycetes; Eurotiales; Aspergillaceae. The transcript has 3 exons. Gene Ontology annotation, molecular function: hydrolase activity, acting on carbon-nitrogen (but not peptide) bonds.
AUGCAUCGCAUUCUUCUACAGAACGCCACCAUCCUUGUUCCGUCGGGAAAGGCUGAUGACUAUGUGGUACCGUUACGGCAACACUCAUUAUUGAUCGAGGACAACAAGAUCGUUCAAAUUGCCCCUCAGAUCGCCCCUCAUGAUGGUGCCCAAGUAAUUGACUGUACGGAUAAGAUCGUUUCGCCUGGGUUCAUUGAUACACAUCACCAUCUGUGGCAGACACAACUUAAAGGUCGUCACGCCGACCAAACUCUGGUCGAGUACUUUCCAAAUGGAAACAAUCAAUCUGUCAACUAUCGCCCACAAGACGUUUUCUGGGGCGUACUCGGUGGUUGCCUCGAAGCGUUGGAUGCUGGGACGACGACCGUGGUCGACCAUGCUCAUGUGAAUGUGUCACCCGCACACUCUUCGAAUGAUAUUGAGGCGACUAUUGCCUCUGGUAUUCGAUCCAUCUUUUGCUAUGCACCUACUAUGAGAGUCAAGACGUGGAAGCCAGAGAUAACAUACGAGGGGGGUUUAUUGGAUGACUGGGUUAUUGAAAAUUUUGAGAGGCUUGGUGUUCUAGCUCCAUUUGGCAAUGGCCGGGUUCAGCUUGGUCUAGCAUUUGAUGGAUUUAUGCUACCAAAGGAACAGGUCAUUUCACUCUAUGAGCGAGCGCGCAAACUGGGAGCUCAAGUUAUUACGUCGCACUAUGUGCGAUCUUAUUUCGGAGACAAGUCGCUUGUGGACAGGCUUGAGGAAUAUGGUCUUCUCAAUUCAGACGUCCUUCUUUCCCACGCUAGCAAUCUUACGACAAGUGACAUUGAGAAGCUUAACAAAGUCAAGACUGCCAUAUCUACAACCCCAGACACCGAGCUUCAAAUGGGACAUGGUGAUAUUGUCUGUUUCAGAGAAGGUUGCUUUGGAAUCAGCUCGUUGGGCAUUGACUGCCACAGCGUCAACUCUGGGGAUAUGAUGUCACAGAUGAAACUCGCUUUACAGCAUGAACGGGGCACUCGCAAUGUCAAGCUCAUUGCCCAAGGAAAGACCACUUUAUCGUUGAACUUAUUCGUGCAAGACGUCUUCAGCCUGGGUACCAUCAAGGGCGCCCGAGCUAUUCGCAUGGAAGACCAAUUGGGAUCCAUUGAGGUCGGCAAACUCGCAGACUUAAUUAUCUUUGACGGCACCAGCCCUGGAAUUAUUUGUGCAUCCGAACAGGAUCCCGUUGCAGCCGUCGUUCUUCACUCUUCAGUCCGGGACAUCGAUACAGUGAUUGUCGAUGGGGUGAUUCGCAAGCAGAACGGAAAACUGCUACCCAUAGUCAUCAAUCCUUCCCUCCCUGGUGUGACUAUUCCGCGGCAAACAGUUGGAUGGAGUCAAGUUGCCAGAGAGCUAAUUUCAAGCCGACAGAAUAUCAAUAAAGCUCUCAAGGAGUCAGACGCCGAUGAUCCUGAGGCCUUGGUCCAGAAUUUUAUGAAGGUGAUGCAUUCAAGAGGGGACAAGUUUAUCAAGAUGUAA